ACGGCGGCAAUUUAAACACCAACAGCGGUGACAACAUUAACAAUAGCAAGAACAAUAAAAAAGACAUCUACUGUGUAAACAAAAUUCUCGACAAGGCGGGUCAGCUUCUCAACCAUGUAGAUGGGAUUCUCAAUUUGAUGGACCAAUACUUCGACACAAAAAAAAAUCAAUAUCUAGGCAUGGCAUAUCAACGUCUUGACAAGACAGAAGAACAUAUCUAUACUAUACUUCAAUAUCUCAACGAAACAAAUCAAUGUUUUUUUAACAUUAUAUGUCAAAAUCAACAUAUCAACUUAACAAAAAAUCAAAAUCAAAGUCAAAAUAUCGACUUGACAAAAAAUCAAAAUAAUAACGUGAACGAAAAUCAAUGUCUAGACAUGACAGAAAGUCAACAUCUCAGUCAAUAUCUCAGUCAAUAUCUCAACAUGACAGAAGUUCGAUAUAACAAUAUGAUGAAUCAAUUUUUCGACAUAGUAAAUCGAUUUUUAAAUAUAAAAGAUAAAUAUGAAUAUGUAAUGGAGAUCCAUGGUCCGGUUCUUAAGGUUUACCGCCAAGAAGACUUCUUUAAUGUUUUUUGGGGAACCGAAGUUACCAUUGACGACCAAGAUGAAUUACUGUAUUUAAAAGAAAACAUCUAG
Acaulospora morrowiae is the source of this 638-nucleotide messenger RNA. The record is from the annotation of a GenBank genome assembly. NCBI's taxonomy places the organism in Eukaryota, Fungi, Glomeromycota, Glomeromycetes, Diversisporales, Acaulosporaceae.